GGCAGUACAAUCAAAAUAAACACAACUAUCCCUGUUUAAAGGAUUUGCUCGGUAAAGCCUCCCAUGUAGCCUUGCAAAUUAUGGUUGACGAAAUUGAUCGAUUGAAAAAUACACUAAAAGGGGACGUGUCAAAGUGCGGGUGUACAGUAUGGGCUAGCUGUGGCUUGCCAUGUAGUUGUCGACUUCUAACAUACAUGCAGGAACGAAGGCGUGUUCAAGAAUAUGAGAUAGAUGCAUUUUGGUGCAGGCUCGAUAUAAACCCGUCCACCUGCCUGCCUGGAAAUGUGAAGAAAGACUCGGAUGAUGACGAGCCUGUUGAGGACUUUUGUGGCGAGCUUGAUGUCAAAAAUAAAGGACCUCAUCUAUCCGGGUCGGUCCAAAAUCAAGGAUCCGGAGGUCCAAAAGAAAAUACGUGGUAG
Messenger RNA from Erigeron canadensis, 419 nucleotides. RefSeq lists its product as uncharacterized. The transcript has 3 exons. The record is from RefSeq and is a predicted model, not a curated record. Lineage: Eukaryota; Viridiplantae; Streptophyta; Magnoliopsida; Asterales; Asteraceae. Bases 81 to 419 code for a protein of 112 amino acids.